UUCAGUCGUCGUGCGGCAGAGGAGGACCGAGGAACGCCCGGUCGAAGCACGCUAUUCCUCUCUCGAUCCUCUUCGCGAUACCAACUCUCUCUGUUCCUCCCCUAGUCGGGUCGAAAACGCACGCUCGUUGCCUCCCUUCCGUGGUUGGUGCUCUGUGCGUGCCACAGUGACGAGUGAAAAACGGAUCUGCUACAAACGACGCUCGCCCGACGUCCAGGUUUACAGAAACUGGUAAAAUCACCGGCGACGACGACGAGGACAUCCGGGAGAGAGAAAGGGUCGAAACGCCGGGAGUCGACGUCGCAGUGGUUACGGGGUCUGAUUCGUCGCGUGGACUUUCGGCUGCAUUCAAGUCGAUUUAUAUCAAACACACGGACUUUGCGAAUGCAGAAACGCGAUUUGUUGCCUCUUCUAACGUGCCACGUUACGCGUGCAUGUGGUGAUAUUCUGUACAAGUAAUAAGGCUCGGAACGACAAUGUUCUUAUUUCAUUCGGAGUCUGUGUGGUCAGUAUGAAUCUAUCUUUGGCCGCACAGAUUCAGAAAAGUGUCUCACCGCAUAAAUCCGGUUGACAUCAGGUCAACCGUAGCGUCGCUCAAUCGCGUUCAGAAUCGAAUUCGACAUCGUCCCGGUAUUUGUCCGGCAAACUCGAAUCGGUCUUUCGAACGCAAAUGCCCGUUAAUUCGGCUUGUCGAUUAGACACUUCACCCAGUUACGCGGAUCUCCGAUGUGCUUCUCUCUCGCUCGCUGAAGGUGGACAGUGAGAUAUUCGCGGAAUACCGGUCGCGGUGGUGGGUGUUCUGUUGCCAAUGGUGGUGGUGACGGUUUAAAUUUCAACGCGUGCUCCGGUGCACAUACGUGAGCCAUUACACGGGUCCAUGGGUUUUUUCUCGUCGACCGUCUGGGCAUAGAAAGUCCGCGGUCACGGUUCCGCGGAUGCAAAUUUUCAACUCCUGUAGAUACUCACGCAUUUUCUUUCCAGGCACGCGGGUUGCCGGCGUGCGUGUGAACAUGUAUGUAUGCAUCGACGCUGUCUUUAGAAAAUCCACAAAUGUUUUCAUCAAGUGCUCAAAAAAUGUUUGUCUUCGGUUCAAGUUUAAAAUAUUGCUCGAUAAAGAAAGGAUCCAAAAGUUCUAUUUUUACUUGAAUGAAUAUAGAAAUAGUCUUCUCGAUUAUCGUGCACUCUAAACGUCACACUGAUUAAUUACUUCGCUCUCGCAGAAAGUUCUUGCAAGCUCUUCUAAACGCACUUUAAACGCUGACACAAAAAAUUGGGUACAUAUUCCGACCGAGUUGCGAGCCGGGUCCCACGACUCUCUCGACUCGUGUUCCGCGAUUCAAUGCACGUUCACACAUGUAUGUACGUAUGACAAGGAUAACGGGCAGUCGCGGGGGGCUAUCGCGUGGUUCACGAUGACAGUAAGAAAUUGCCGUUCUUCGACAAGCGUUCGCCGACGCUCGACUCGAAACUUCCUGAAUCGUUUCCAAGCGAAAAAAGUCGUGAAUGAUGCCUCUACGUGAGAAUGGAACAGAACCAAUAUUUAUGUCGCUCAUGAUUUAUGCUCGCAACGAGUCUCGCCGAGAUAUCGCGAGCCCCGCAGAUGACAAUCGUACCUCGUAGGCAUUUUUCGCCUCGGACAAAGGUUGGACGUUGAUCGUCUCCGAAAAUCGGUAUUUCAAUCCCUUUCACAACGAGAGAAUUCUUGCCGUACCCGGCAAAAUGCCCGCCGGCUAUACAACUUGUUCGGGAAAUGGGCACGUUUAUAUUAAACGAGAAGAUUGUUCCCUUUCCCGAAGUUCCCAUUCCCAAAAAGUAAUUUCAGUAUAUCUACCUUCGCCCCUCGAAGAAGCUAGCAAGGCUGUCGCGCCAGGAUAACGGCCCUUUCCAAAGUCCCAAGUAAUAAUAAGCGCAUGGAACCGGAUCGUGAAAGCUUAAAAGUCUCAAUCCUGGUAGAUAGUUGGUAAAAGUUCGAUUAGACGGGACAACGUGAUCGAUUACGCGAACGCGACGAACACUUUCAUAGACUAUCACGUGUCCUCUUCUGCGAAGCUGGGAAGAAGCCGAAGGAGAGUCUAUCUUCUCACCAGACGGGCCAACUACGUGAAACGAACCAGGCCGCAGGAAACGAAGAUCGUACGUGCACGAUGCCCGCCAGAACCGUGUCAAAGAGUAGAACACGGCAAGGAACGUCGUCGACGGACUGUUACCCACGGGAUCAACGUUCAAUUUUACACUUUUAUACGAGACGGGCCGCGGCCAUCGUUUCCGCGUUGUUACGGCCUAACGUCGUCUUCUGAUUCGUGCACGAAAAUAGAAACGAGAACGACACGACUCGGCGGAGGUGUUCGGUGGUGAGUGUUGACUAAAACGCGUGGCAACGAGCGGGAACGGAACGACAAGACGCGAUCGGCUUUACUCUAUCGAAAACGUAGCCGGAAUCGAGCGACUUGUUUAACCCCCGUUAAAACUCAGUGCGCGUGACGAAGGACGCCGUAAAAUGGAUGGGAAAAGUACGUUCCCCGUCCUGACCGAGCCGCGAAUCGCACCCUCGUAAUUCCCGUCACGCGAAACCGAUAUCCCCUUUAAGUGACGAUAUCACCCUAGUCGGUAUUUUCGCGCGCGCAAACUUCUUCCUGUACCCUACGCUCGAGGACAACGAAAGUCGAAGAAUCUUCGCGUGGAGUCAAACUUCAAGUUUCGUGAAGAAAAAAAGAAAACGUCCGAAGAAGGGAGCCUAAUGUUCCUCAACGAUAUGGGGCUGCUAAUGUUCUUAGCAGUAACAGCCUCCCUUUUGGGCUACUGCCAAACGGAUGAAAAAGUGUCGUUCUACGGUGCUAGCUACAUUCAUCUUCCGGUUCAAGAAGCCAAGAGUGCCACUGACAUCAGCUUCCGGUUCCGAACUCAUCUCGCGGAUGCUAUGCUGCUAUUGGCCGCUGGCAAGACGGAUUACUGCCUGAUCAAACUCGAAGCCGGCAGAUUGAAGGUUCACAUAAAUUUGGGAGCGGGUGAAAGCGAAAUGGCAAGCGCUCGUGGUUUGACACUGAACGACCUUAACUGGCACGAGGUGAACCUGACCAGAAGGGAUGCGAACAUGACGUUACAGAUUGACGUGAUACACACGACCAAAUCCCUACUGCCGGGACGGUUCUUCGAACUGAACAUACAUUACGGUGUCUAUAUCGGAGGACAGGGUGACUUCAACGAGCUAUUUCUAGGACACACGGACUACUUACGAGGCUGUAUGGCUGAUAUAAUCUACAACAGUGCUAGGGUAAUAGAAUACGCCAAGUCGAGAAAGGGGCAGUCGGAGGCCACGGCCGUUACUUGGGGCUGUUCACCGGAAUUCGAAGCUACGAGGAGUACGGAAGUCAGUUUCGUGGAGGACGGCGCGUUCACGGCGAUACCCAGACCUAUACCGCGCUCCGGCUCGAGAUGGGAGUUCGAGAUGAAGACUGGCACCGGGACUGGAUUGCUACUCUACAACACCGGGCAAUCGUCGUACGCCGAUUACCUCGGGAUCGAGUUAUUCGAGGGUAAAAUUCGUCUUCUGAUGAACAAAGGGAACGGACCAAGCGAAUUGAUACACGGCACACCGGUGGCGGACGGCAAAUGGCAUCGUGUGGUCGUCGAUUUCAAUCCGAGCGGAAUCGGGAUCGCAGUCGAUCGUCAAGAAAAUACGAUGAACCUACCCUCCGGUGGCAAUCGUUACCUCGAUCUGGCCGACACCCUUUACAUAGGCGGGACCGAGCUGAACAAACGUGCCAGGGCGUUGAACAAGAGUCUCAAGUCAGGCGACGUGAGUUACCGCGGUUGCCUACGAAAUAUGCUGUUGGACAACAAGGAACUCGGGCUGCCAGACGUCAAGAUCAGCCAAGGCAUCGUCGUUGGCUGUGUAUGGGGAUUUCCUUGCAUCGAGACCGAGCCCUGCGUUCCCAAGGCUGCUUGCUCACAGCUCGGCGUCAGCUCGUUCAAGUGCGAUUGCGAUCAAUCUGCUUCCGUAUGCGUGAAACCGAAUCACGAAGAGGUUCACUCAAAAGCAAAUUUGCCUGUGCAAUUGGAAAUACUCUCGGUGAAUUCUCUGCUGGUCUCUGAAGGGGGACACGUACUGGUAACGAGCGAUAACAUUGCCAUGGUGCUAGACAUCGCUAAAUAUGGGAUAGACGAGGAUGGUGUUAUCUUCACUCUGGUAACACCGCCCACGUAUGGAACCCUGGCUCUAAAUCUUUUAACGACCAGAACCGAGCAUUCCUUCACCCUCGAAGACAUUAAUCGAGAUAAGAUACAAUAUAUGCACGACGGCAGCGAAACCACAGAGGACAGCAUGAUCCUGGAAGUGACGCUGGUGGCAGGGGCUGGUUACUCGUUACCGGGUUAUCUCCAAGGACGACUUAGGUUUCCACUUCAAGUCAACGUUACACCCAUUAAUGACCCGCCGUUCCUUGAAAUAUCGACUGCGAAGGUGCUACGUCUAGCACAAGGCACAAGGAAAAUCUUGACGAGAGAAUUAAUCUGGGCGAUCGAUCCCGACACACCGUCAGACAUGUUGGUGUACACAGUCUUACGUACCGACGCUGACGCCGGCUACGUGGAAAGGGUGACUUAUCCGUCGCGACCCAACGACACGUUUACCCAGGCUGAAUUGAUGCAAGGAUUAAUUGCAUAUGUACAUCGCCAAAACGCGAAACCGAAUGCGAAGCUCGAUCUUCGAGUGAGCGACGGUAUUGAAAGCAGUAAACCGGCGAGUCUGAGGGUGGCUGCACAUCCGUUGGAGAUAAAACUGAUGCACAAUACAGGUCUGGUCGUGGUGCAUCGGUCUUACUCAUACUUGACACCGGCGAACCUGUCGUUCACCACCAACUCAGACGACAACACCAUCGAAAUACGUUACGACAUAGUCGCGCAGCCACAUUUCGGGACGAUUCAAAAGCUGAAAGAGUCGAGCAGUUGGACGAACGUCGAUCACUUCACCAGCAGAGACAUCGAAUUAAACACUAUUCGAUAUCUUCACAACGAGGGUAGCCCGAAUCAGGAUGAAUUCAAGUUCCAAGCGAGCGUCAGGGAGGUGAAAGCGCCACACACUUACGACUUUCGGGUCACUUUCAUCGAUCUCGAGUUGAAAGAAGCAAAAAGAAUUCUGGUGAACUUCACUAACAUGACCGAAGUAACCGUAAGCGAACAGAACUUGAGAUACCAGACGAACCCUUUAAUAACCGCUUCCAACAAGAUCGUGUUCACGGUGACGUCAGUGCCAAGGUACGGCAAUCUGUUCUUGUCGAGUCGAAGACUGGAAAUCAGAGACACGUUCACACAGGAGGACGUCGACUCUGGUAAACUGAGGUAUCGACUAUUCAAGAGAGCCUACUCAACGAUUCUGGAUGAGUUUGGUUUCAAAGUCAGUGCGCCUCAGUGUAUCGAUUUGCAUUCGGUCUUGAAGUUCCGGCACUACCUCAGCAAGAACAUGAAACCGAUGGACAGCGUGGAAACGUUGAGAGUAGACGAGGGCUCGAGGAUGCCCGUGAGAGUGGUGAGAAUCAAUCCUGCAGAUUACGGCGUUACUGCGUUGAUGUACAACCUGACGACAGAACCACAUCACGGUUGGUUGACCGUCACGAAUAGCUCGAGAUCUCACUCAAGAAACAAUACGUCCUAUUUCACAUCCGAGGAACUAUUCUCGCAGAGGGUUUAUUACGUCCACGACGAUUCAGAGACGAAGGAAGAUACAUUUCAGUAUGUCGCGAUUGCUUCGGAUGCCGUUGACUUCAUGUAUGUCGGCCUAUUUCGUGUAGAAGUGACCAUGAAGAACGAUAACGCGCCAGAACGAGUGGUUAACAAAGUGUUUCACGUGGUGUCGGAAGGAGAAAGAUUAUUAACAAACAAGGAUCUCGCCUACAUAGACAAGGACAUCGAUACGAAGCCUAGCGAAUUGAUUUAUACCAGAAGGGACAUCCAAAAAAACGGGAUAUACCGUGUUACCGAUCUUUCGACCCAGAUAAACGAGUUCAGCCAACAGGAUAUCGACGAUGGUCAGAUAUUGUUUAAACACCAGGGCGAAGACCAUGGGAAAUUCGAGUUCGGAGUGACCGAUGGACAUUUUUAUACUGCCGGUGUCCUCAAGAUCGAGGCUAGUCCACCUUAUGUGAGGCUGAGAGAGAGUAACGGGACCGUGGUGCAGUUCAAUCGAUCGGUCGCUCUCAAACUCGACGAGUUAGACAUCGAAACCAAUGUAUAUACUUCCAACAAGGAUAUUAAGUAUACAGUGCUGGAGAAACCAAAGCACGGUGUACUGUUGAAACUUGGAAGAGAAACGAACGUAUUUACCGAAGAAAAUCUUCGUUAUGGUGUAGUGUUGUACAGGCACCUUGGAGGAUCUAUGGCAAAAGACGAGUUCAAGUUCAGAGUGUCGACGAAAGGAGCGGAGACGCAAGGGGUGUUCCCAAUUAAAAUCUAUCCUGAGAGUUAUUGGCAACAACUGAUCAUCCAAAAUAAUAAAACGGUAUUCGUAGAAGAAGCUACCAGUAUUCUACUAAGCAGGAAGAGCCUCGAAAUCAUGCAUCCCAAAAUACCGGACACUGAAAUAGUAUAUUUCCUGAAGAAGUGGCCGCAAAACGGAUAUCUGGAAUUACAAGUCCACGAUGAGCACAGCGACGAGACUCGGGAGGAUUACAUCGGUAACGCCAUAAAGUCCUUCGAUCAACAUAUGAUAAACGAGGGCCGCGUGUUUUACAUGCAAACGGUGAUGAACCAGACAAACGACAAAUUCGUCGUCGACGUAACGAACGGUAUAACGUGGCUACGCGAUUUGAGCGUGAACUUUGUGAUCAUCCCGGAGAAGUUAUACGUCGAGGCAAAGGGACUGUUUGUGAUCGAAGGGAAAAGUACUGUUUUAGAUGAAACGAACUUUUCCAUUCUGACUCCUUAUUAUUCUGGCAAGGUGACAGACUAUCGAAUCGUUGAAAAACCGAAUCAUGGUGCUAUUGUCGAGUCGACGAAAAAUUCUCAGGUGAAAAAGUUCUCGCAGAAACACUUGUCCGGUGGUAUAAUAAUGUAUAAACACAACGGCGACGAGUCUUCGAAGGACUCCUUCAAAAUGGUUCUUAUUGCCGGAGAUAAAACAAGCGAACCGUUCGACGUUUGGGUCACAGUGCAACCAGUUAACGACGAAGUGCCCGAUCUCAUUAACAGGACUAAGUUGAGCGUUUGGCAAGGUGGCUCAGUUACGUUGACGUCCGACAUUUUGGCUGCUGUCGAUAACGAUACCACGGCACAUGAUCUGACGUUCAAUAUCACCGGAGUUAGGAACGGACUGAUCUCUUUUAAAUCUUCCCCAGAAAAAGAUAUUUAUAGUUUUACGCAAGAACAAAUCGACCAAUCGCAAGUAAUUUUUACGCAUACGAACGGAUCCGACGCUGAGUUUAAUUUCGUACUGUUUGAUGGAGUACACACGACAGAAUCAUACACGAUUCUUGUAACUACAAAACCAGUCCGAUUGAACAUGCAACAAAACAUCGCGUUGAACGUUUUUCCCUUAACCAGGAAGAUGAUUUCCAGCAAAUUGCUUUUAACGAGUUGCUCGGACGAAAGUAGGGACAUAAAGUAUACGGUGCGAAAUGGACCGCAUCUUGGGAAGAUCAUUAUGGAGACGAGCGAGGGCGCAUGGUUAAACGUCGAGAGAUUCACGCAAAAGGAUAUCAAUAAUAGUAAAGUGUUUUACGAGCACACCAAGCAAUUUAUGGACCUAACUGCCAAUGAUUCGUUUACGUUCGACGUGGAAGCCCAUUUCACGGAAUCCUUAUCCAAUCAGGUAUUUCAAAUAAACAUUUCUGUCUCGAGCGGAGGAUUGGACAGAUACAUUAUCGUGAAGAAUGUAAGAGUCGAGGAGGGUGGCUCGGCGCCAGUGAUCAUGAACAUAAGCGGAAUCGUGUCGUUCUUGCAAACUCAUGCAGGAAUCAGAAAUCUGGCAGUCCUCUCUAGACUGGUUAACCAACCUAGUCACGGACACGUGAUGAUCUUUCCGGAUUUAAACGUCACCACCUUCUCUCAACCCCAGAUCGAGGGUGGACAAAUUGCCUAUUACCACGAUCACUCGGACACUUUGGAAGACCACAUAAAUUUCUCUCUUUACCUGAUACCUGGUAACAUUCUUUUAUGUAACACCAGCAUCCCGGUGAUAAUACAACCCGUGAACGACGAACCGUUCAAAUUGAUUACGAACGAACCGUCCAUCACGGUGGUUCAGAAUCAAAAUCAAACGAUAACCAGGGAGACCUUACUGACGAUUGACCCGGACACUCCGCCGGAAGAAAUCGUGUACGACUUAAUAAGCGGUCCGACUUAUGGUCGUUUGUUGCUGCUACCGUUCAAUGAAAACAACUCGGAGAUUCACCAGGUGAACAAAUUCACCCAACACGAUGUGGAUUCCAAUCGACUGGUAUACGAACACAACGGUCCACUUCAAGCGGCUUCUUUCUACUUUAGAGUAUGGGACGGACUCUUCAAUCCUAAGUACACAGUGUUCAAUGUGUACGUUUUACCUAUUAGACUAAAUGUGACAGUAUUAGGUCCAGUGAACUUGCAACAAGGUUCCAACGUUGCUGUUAUUUCUGAGAGUAACAUGGUACUCGAUACUAAUGCUCGACAAGACUUGGUCACUUACGAAAUAACGACUACACCGAAGUACGGGGUAUUGUAUGUGCGGGAUGGAGCAGCAGCUAGUUUCAAACAAACUGAUCUGUUGUCGAAAAGCGUAAUGUUUAUGCAAACAGAUAUGACUGUGUCAAACGACAGCUUCGAGUUGACUGCGAAAUUAAGCGGAUUCGAACAGAAACAUAUAAGAAUAGAUAUCAGAGUGGUGCCUCUGAUGAUCAUGAACCCAAUGAUCGCAAUAGCAGGGGAGAAAACCCGGAUAACAUUGCAGUAUUUGGACGCUACACCGUUAGCCAAACUAACGAGUAGCAAUCCCACGUACACGAUUACGAAGAAAUCAAAAUUCGGUAAAAUUAAAAGGAUUAUCAGGAGUUCUUUUUCGUCCGGUGAGAAACGAGGAACCAGAGAGAAGGAAGUGAAUAAAUUUUCUCACUAUGAAGUGAUGUCAGGCGUGAUUUACAUGGUUUGCAAAAAAAUACCGACGUUGGAGUACGAGGGAGUGAUCGAUAACUUCACGUUCGUCUUAGCGGCCUCUAUAUUUCAACCAGCCGUGGGUGAAUUCGAGUUCCGCGUGAAACUCGACAUGGACGAGUACAAUAUUACCCUAGGUGGUCCUAUGGACCCAGUGGGUCACGAAGGCGAAAUGGCUAUCGCGCCGAACAUGAGUAAUGAUUAUUUAUUAAUCUUGGGAAUGCUACUCGGUGUAUUCUUGCUGGGUGUGGUCGUCAUCAUUACCAUCAGAUGUAGACAAAACAGAUACAAACACGCCGAGGAAGAAAAGCCAGAAUCUACCCCGGCGGUAGGGGUAAUGCCGUUGCCGCGACCUCCGGACCAUUUAAUGCCCGCGACGCCCCACGUGAAACGUUACGCCAACGAUCACAAUAGCGUGGCAACCAGCACACCUUUGCCAGUCCUACCGACGAUGACGUCCACAUUACCCCAAUGUAAAGUGAUACCCCUGAGUCCCUUGGAGAAUAUCACGGGCUCGGAAGUUGAUGUAUCGGUGAAAUAUCCGUACGGAUUUCCGGACGGGGACGAAUGGAACAAUUUCGACACGUCCGAUUUGCCUUGUCAAUCGGCCACCACACAGAGGACCAACAACCCUUUGCUUAGGAGGAACCAGUAUUGGGUCUAGCAGAAGGACGGCUGUUCGCGAUUAAAGCAGAACAGGCCGUAACAUUUUCUCAUACUUGAAGACUGUUUUUUGUUACGAAAUACAUACUUUGAGACUAAUCGUCGAUUAACUAUGGUCUUAAUGUGCCUAAAGAAAAAAAUAGUAACUCUGCGACGUGAAAUGUCAACGGUACAGCCACGAUUUUAUAUCUAAACUUUGACGGAAACUUUUUUUCCUGACACGAUAUCGUAUGACCGAAAUCCGAAUAAAGAGACGUACAAAUGAACAUUAUACACGUUAAAUGUUUCGUUCUAUAUUAAAAUUAUUGUAUGUUAUCGCGCCAACGAGCCAGGCAUCAGAGUUUCCAUCAACUUUUGUCUUCUCUUUUUUAAUUAUAAUAACGAUGGUAUAAAUAUAUCUUGUAUUCGUACUAGUAAAUGGUUACAUUUUCGCAUGGUCUGUGCGUGAGAAUGUUUAUCGUGCUAGUAUAAUAAUAAAUUUCCGGGAGAACUACGUAAACUCUCGUUAAGUGUAAAAAUAAUUACAAGCCCGAGACUAUCGUUGCUAUUACGGAUCGAAUGUGCCUAAAAUAUUAUCAAGUCUUUUAAGAAAUAUUACUCACCAGGCCUGCACCCUGUCGAUUUCACUGUCUUUCUUCUUGGUGGAAUAUCGAAUUCGACAUGAACCUUCGUUGAUUCGGUCAGAAUCAUCUUUGAAGCUUCGCACUAUUGAAUUCAAAUCACAGGAAAGCAUUUCUAUUUUGAAGCUUCACGAUAUGAAACAAUCGUCUCAUUAAGGACAUUUAUUGUAAGAUGAAAAGACCGAGGUUUAACAUCACGAAUACCAAACUUGCAAUUUCCGAAAGCACAUAAUACCGCUAUCACACGCGAACUAUCGUGCGUCUAAUUACACGUAAACUUUUGUAAAGAAAAACUAUAUGGACUGCGUAUCUCAGAUUUAUACAUAUUUACAAGAAGAACAUAUAGAGAUUACUUCACAAGUUUUCUAGACGCGAAAGUAAAACGUAUAGGUAACGCACGCAGUAAAACCGCAGGAAUACUCGAGUUUUCGCACAUAUCUUUUUACACGAAUCCCGCGUAUUUUUACAGGCUCGAAUUGGCCAGCUUCAGAAAUUUCUCGUCGCAUCACGUGAGGUCGCUUCUAUUACUUCCGGCAGCCUAUAUAUCUAACCAUUUGAAUGAAUAUUUCACGCAUAAUAAGGAAAAAAGAUUUUGUUUCAUUCAUUAUAGCUGCCAAAUCUUUCUCCGAAAGUAACGAACGGUGUUACUGAGGAUCAACAAUGUGCUUUAUUUGUCAAGUCUAGUCGAUUGCAUCCGUAGAUCGAACACAUAAAAUUUCUUUACUCGAAUGCUCAUUCGACUCGUUAGAAAAUUGAACUGGUAAUUGACUUUUGUAACAGCUACGACAAAUUUUGUUAUUUUAUACUGUUCACGAAUUGUCGAUCGGCGUAUGGAAAAUGCAACAACGGUGCGCUCAUUUUCUUCAGUAUUAUAAUGCAUUAGUAAAUCAAUCGAUUGAUCGAUCGAUAUUCGACGUAUUUCCAUUUGCGUACAUCGUCGAAUCGACAAAUAUUUAAAUGUUACGUCUUUUAGGCUGCGCAGAUUCACAGUGACCUUAACUGUACAAUUCCUUUAAAAUGAAAACUUUAGAAAUGUGUAAUUAAGAAAACGCUCUAACGUUGAUGUUAAUAUAGUAAUAACGAUAAUAAUAACGAUAAUUAUAUUAUUAUAUUAUAUAAAUAUACGAAAUAUAUACACUCCUACGUAUAUAUGUAUACAUAGAGAGAAAACACUUUCAUGAAUUCGCAGCAUAUGUAUUUAAUUGUAAUAGUUCUGAUCGUGUGGCAAGAAGAGACAUUUUUAAGAAAUGAGAUACGUGUGUUGAUUAAUGAGUAUAUGCUAGAAAUGAAACAGUUAGGCUUUUUUACAUCCCCAAAGUGAAUACCGUUCCGAGUGCCAAACUUCUAUAUUGUGUAAUAUAUAGAACACAUAGGACUGUAUUUUCCCUGCCGACUGAAUACUCUUGUAAUUCAAAUAAACUGAAUGUGCGAUAUUAUAUAAA
Molecule: messenger RNA, 11839 nt
Organism: Ceratina calcarata
Lineage: Eukaryota; Metazoa; Arthropoda; Insecta; Hymenoptera; Apidae
Gene: kon
Product: chondroitin sulfate proteoglycan 4-like protein
Exons: 12
Coding region: 2738-9778 (2346 amino acids)
Biological process (GO): anatomical structure morphogenesis
Source: RefSeq, a predicted model, not a curated record